AUGGGAUCCAGCCACUCAAGGCACUUCUUGCAGGCCACCCGCCUGCUGAAGUUCACCAACGUCAAGUGCCAGGAUCUGCCCACAACGGCGGGCUUCACCAGAUACGAGUACUGUCGCCUGAAGGUGGUGCGGCGCAACCAUGUGGAGCUCUCGCUGAAGGUCAACCUGCUGCAGCCGCCUGUGUGCAACCUGACCACUCGACUGCAGUGCUUCCAGCGGCGCGACGGCUACCGCCCCUUCAUGUACAACGUGCUCUUUGACUUCUGCAAGCUGAUGGCCGCCACCAGCCGCGAGCUCUCCUUCGAGCGCUUCAUCUUCGACACAAUCCGCAAGCACAGCAGCUUCAACCACUCCUGUCCCUGGACGGAGAACCACAUGACUGUGGAUAAGUUUGGCCUGGAUCCCAAAUAA
Molecule: messenger RNA, 411 nt
Organism: Drosophila miranda
Lineage: Eukaryota; Metazoa; Arthropoda; Insecta; Diptera; Drosophilidae
Exons: 2
Coding region: 1-411 (136 amino acids)
Source: RefSeq, a predicted model, not a curated record